ACCUUUUCGGUGUCUUAUAAAUUUCUCCAUCGUCUUCUUCUUCUUCCUCUUCCUCUUCUCUCUGUAAACCCCCACACACAACUGUGGGUGGCGACUAUAUUCUCCAUUUUCUCUGUGACCAUCUCUAUUUUUCUCUCUGUUUCUCAGAUUCAGUUUCGUGUCUCGAACAGAUCAAGACCCAAACAAUGGUGAGUUCGAUAAUGAAAAUGGAGAACGAUGACGUAAUGAUUCCGCCAUGGCUAAAACCAAUGCUCCGAGCUGACUACUUUGUGACUUGUUCGAUUCACGCAAAAUCGAGUAAGAGUGAAUGUAAUCUGUUUUGUUUGGAUUGUUUAGGCAAUGCCUUUUGUUCUUAUUGUUUUGAUGAUCACAGAGACCAUCGUGUUGUUCAGAUUCGACGAUCUUCGUAUCAUAAUGUUGUGAGAAUGAGUGAGAUUCAGAAACAUAUUGAUAUCUCUUGUAUUCAGACUUAUGUUAUCAAUAGUGCUAAGAUCUUCUUCCUAAACGAGAGACCUCAGUGUAAAACGGGUAAAAGCGUAAACAAAACAUGUCAGAUCUGUUCUCGUAACCUUCUCGAUUCGUUCCGGUUCUGUUCUCUUGCUUGUAAGCUUGAAUGUGUCAAGAGUGGGGAGGAUCCAAAUUUGACCUUCUGUCUCGGUGACUCCUCGAAGAUCCGCAAUACCGGAAUUUGUAGCCGGUUGAUCAACGGAAUCUCGAUCGCAGUUGAUGAUCAACGCAGUGAAACCGCUGCUGUGUUAUCUCCAAAGACACCUUCAAUAGAAAGCCACCGGAAUUACCCAAUGAAGAGUAGAAGAAAGGGUAUACCUCACCGAGCACCUUUCUAAAAGGCUUUAUUAAAGAGUAAAGGUAUAAGAUGGAAUAUGGGAGAAAUCAGAAGAGAGAAAAAAAAAAAGUGUUGGUAAAUGACUAAAUGCAAUUUAUCUUACAUAAUUAGUAGCAAGCCUAAUUACUAAAGAGUACAGAACAAAAAUGUGAUAUUCAUAGAAAUUGGGUUAUAAAUAUAUGAUUUUAAUCAGUCUUAUUUA
This is a messenger RNA of Arabidopsis lyrata subsp. lyrata, 1046 nucleotides long. RefSeq lists its product as uncharacterized. The transcript is spliced from 4 exons. Bases 186 to 845 code for a protein of 219 amino acids. The record is from RefSeq and is a predicted model, not a curated record. Lineage: Eukaryota; Viridiplantae; Streptophyta; Magnoliopsida; Brassicales; Brassicaceae.